AUGGCUGCCGCCGUCCGCAGGCUCACGAACCCCGCGCUCUUCAUUUGCGACCUGCAGGAGAAGUUCCGCCCGGCCAUCUGGGAGUUCUCGAAGGUCGUCCAGACCACCCAGAAGAUGCUCAGAGCCAGUCAAAUCAUGAAAUUCCCCGUCCUCGCCACGACGCAAAACCGCGCUCGCCUGGGAGAAACGUGCUCUGAGCUUGGUCUCGAUGCCCCUGGCGGGAUCCAAACCAAGGUGCAUGCCGACAAAACACUGUUCUCGAUGCUCACGCCCGAGGUGCGCGCCGCCCUCACGCAGAAGCACGAGUGCAUCAUCGUCGGCAUCGAGUCGCACAUCUGCGUCACGCAAACGGCCCUCGAGUUGCUGCGCGAUGGCCAUAAGGUCUAUGUCCUAGCCGAUGGCGUGUCUAGCUGCAACAAAGAAGAAAUCCCCAUUGCUCUGGCUCGGCUCAGGCACGAAGGUGUGGUGGUGACUUCCAGUGAAAGCUUACUCUUCGAGCUCAUCAACGAUGCCGCUAUCCCAGAAUUCAAGGAGAUGGCGAGGCUGGUCAAGGAAACAAAGGAAAGCACGAGUCAGGUCCUGCAGACGCUCUGCAGAAUAUGA
Messenger RNA from Diplodia corticola, 603 nucleotides. RefSeq names its product isochorismatase domain-containing protein. The transcript is spliced from 5 exons. Bases 1 to 603 code for a protein of 200 amino acids. Lineage: Eukaryota; Fungi; Ascomycota; Dothideomycetes; Botryosphaeriales; Botryosphaeriaceae. The record is from RefSeq and is a predicted model, not a curated record.